This is a messenger RNA of Nasonia vitripennis (jewel wasp), 2031 nucleotides long. RefSeq lists its product as uncharacterized. Bases 573 to 1433 code for a protein of 286 amino acids. The transcript has 6 exons. Lineage: Eukaryota; Metazoa; Arthropoda; Insecta; Hymenoptera; Pteromalidae. The record is from RefSeq and is a predicted model, not a curated record.
UAUCCGCUUCUACAAUUACCGUUAAAAAAAAUGCGGGCAACACAAAAACUCAUUUCAUUCAAUUAUUCAAAAGAUAAAGGCACUAAAACCGAAAACACAUAAUCUAAUUGAAACAUCCACAUCUUCUCCGAACCGAUACAGCUCGAGGCAUCGAUGGACCGAUUCGCACAUCCGUCUCUCUCUCUCUCUCUCUCUCUCUCUCUCGUAACCACCAGGUGUAUACCUCUCGGACGUCAUCACACGACACACAGAGCAAUACUUAUAACAUACACGAUGGAGAAGUCAAAGUCAAAGCAGCAGCAGCAGCACACGCGCGUCAAGGCAAAAGAAAGUGUCCGCGAUGGCGCAGGUAGUGGGAGAAAGUGACCCAGAGUAGAGGAAGAGAGUAUAAGCCCGUUUUCAGGAUCAUCGGCCGGCUCGCUCCAUAUCCCCCUCAGUCUCGCGAUGGCCUUUGCAUUCGCGUCGGCGAUCCUCGAUACCUCCGAAUAAUCCACUGCUUACAGCUGCUGCUACUGCUGCUGCUGCUAUCGUCACGUACGCACAUCCUCUCAUACGUCCACAAGCCAUCAACGAUGCCAAAGAUCCUCGCCAUUAUUCUCUUCGCCGCUGCUGCGAUCAGCGCUGCCACCGCCAGACAUGCUCGACAGACGUCGUGGAACGAGACGAUCGUCGGGGAGAUCGGUAACUCGCCGAAGGGCAAAUCGAUCGGUCCUUGGAGCGAGAUCUUGGAGGACUGGGUCAUUUCCGGAGCCGAAAAUUCCAACGCGAGAGGCUCGCGAGUAAUGAAACUUGGAGACACGGCGUUGAAAGUGACAGCGAACAAAGUCUCGCCGCCCAACAAGCGCGAUGUCUCCGAAACCGAUCUUUAUCUGCUCGGUGCUAUUGAAAAAUUAGUUUACAGAGUGGAUUUCAUGGAAAAACGCUUGAAAAGAGCGGAGGAGCUACUUUACUACGUCAUCUCUGGAAACAAUAAAUCAAAAGACCCUUGUCCCGAAAAUUACACACGUGUGGGCCAGUUCUGCUACCACUUCAGUUCGCGAGAAUACGACUGGAAAUCGUCGGCGAGUUUGUGUCGUGGAAUGGGCGGUAACUUGGUGGAAUUCGAGACGGUCGAGGAGAAUCAAGACGUGGUUGCACUUCUUCAAAGUGACAAAAAAGUGAAGAACAAGAGUUACUGGACUGGAGGGCUUAACCCGGGACUAUUGUGGAUUUGGGCCGCCAGUGCCAGACCGGUUCACCACGACACCAAGCAGAAUGUUAUCGGCGACGGAAGAUGCUUGAAACUCGAGUACAAUCCUGCCUCGAGGAUAUACCUGUACAAAGGAGAGGACUGCGGAUCGAGGCAGAGGUACAUUUGCGAGCUUUCGAAGGAUGACGAAUCGGCAAACAAGAUCGAUCGAAUAGCGAGAAAAUUGCUGAUCGAUAGCGAGUAGUGUGUGCAUGAUUUUUAUUCGUAUUAGUUAUUUAUUUUCGGUCGUUGUAAUUUGCUAGAAAUGUGCAAACGACUCUAACAAUCGUACGAAAUUGUAAAUUUCCAGGAAAUUAACCUAUUUAUAUAUUUAAAUUAUUGAGUAUUUAUAUAAAAGUAUGUUGUAAAUAAAAUGUUGUCGUUGUCAUGUCUUUCAUGGAGUUAUUAUAUGUGUUAACGAACUAGUAUAGGGUAUAGAGUCAAAUUGUACGCCAAGUCUGAUUUCAAACGUUUAUUAAUAGCUACUUUUCUUAUUAUAAUGAGGGUUUUGUCAUGAAAUCAACUAAACUCGAAUUCACUAAGUACUAUUGGAAAUUAAGUUUCGAUAACAACUAUAGCUAAAACAACGAAUCAGUAAAUACUUCAGAAAAAUAUUCUUUUUAAGUACAUUAUUUCAAUUAGUUUCUAUGUUGUUUGCAGUCUUCAAGCGGUCGACAUAGUUCAAUAAUGAGAUACAAAUUCAUGUUUGUGUGUGUGUGUGUGUGUAUAUAUACAUAUAUCUAUAUAUAUAUAUAUAUAUAUAUAUAUAUAUAUAUAUAUAUAUAUAUAUAUAUAUAUAUAUA